UAACAUCGUUUUUGCAGUUUGCUCGAUUUUGCUGUCGCUGUCAUUGAAGAAAUAGGAAGGAAAGCAUUUUGUGCCUUCACAUUUUACAAAAACUUCUCAAUAAAUACACUUAUUAAUUAGCUUCGAGCAUCAAACUAACAACGAAGUAUCGCUAGUGCUAUGUUUUUGAAUGUUAUUCAUAUUCAAAAGGUGUUUUUGCAUUUAGAAAAAUCUAAAGUGGAAAAUGGAACAAGACGACGAAAUCAAAUCCGGUUGUUUGUUAUUUCCGCCUGCCGGAGGGAAUAUGUUUAGUAAAUUUCCCAAAAAGAAAAAUUGGCAACAAAAACAUUGUAUCCUGUUUACUGCCAGCAAACGGGGAAUAGAGCGUCUUGAAAUAUUUGAUAACAAAGAUGAAGUCACAUCUGGUGCUAUACCCAAAAUUAUAACUCUUGAAAAUUGUAUAAAAAUUACACAUUCUAGUCCAAACACUAUUACAAUACUUACUAAGUCACACACGCAGCAACUCAGCACACAGUCAGAGACUGAGACCUUGGAAUGGGUGACAGCCUUGCAGUCAGUGGCCUUCAAAGACAAGGACUCCAAUCCCUUCAGCUGUGACGAAGACAAUGAUCUGUAUUGCUCAUCUGGUGAGGGUGUAUUCUCAGUCAAAAUGUGCCCCUCUGAAGCAUCAACAAGAUGUGGUUUUGAACCCAUCAGGUACAUCCUUUUGCUCACAUCCACUGCCAUAGAAUUAAGAUCACAAACUGAUGAUAAGUUAUAUGCCACGUGGCCCUACAGGUUCAUAAGGCGCUAUGGUUACAGACAGGGUAAAUUUACAUUUGAAGCAGGCAGAAAGUGUGAUACUGGAGAAGGAAUCUUCCAUUUAGAACAUCCAAACCAAUCUGAAAUCUUCAAAUGUUUGUCAUUGAAAAUGAAAACAAUGAAGCAAAUGAUUGGCAAUGACAACCUGAAUAGUCCUGAGCACAGUGAAUUUAACAUCCAGUCAAGUGCCAAUUUGUUUCCUGGCUCUAGAAGCCCUCUAGUUGCUGCAAGGCCUGAUGAUUUGAAUUUGAGUUCUUUGUCAUUUAAGACAGCUUCAGUAUCAGUGUCAAGUCAACAAAGUUCAUGCUCAGAAAGAGACACUGCACCCCUACUUAUGCCAAAACCUGCACUGAAACCUAAACCACUGAAGCCUCCACGUAAAAUCAUCAACUUACCUAAAAGUAAAGACAUUCCAAUUUCAUCUGAGGAGACUUCAGACUUUGCCAGGUUUAAGAAACCUGAUAACUAUGAACCAAUUGACCAUAGUCAAAAAAGAGAACAUAGUCCUCCAAGCUCAACAGUGCCAUAUGAUAAAGUUGAAGUAAGAUCUGAAGCAUGGAGGAUAUUUGGAGUUGAGGAGCCUGAGCACACUGAGUUCACACCUAACCUGGGUGACAAUCCUAACUGUAUCAAACUGAUAUCUCGAUCUCAGGAUAAUUUGAACACUACUGGCCCAGAAGCUUCACGAAUAAUUCUGCUUCCAAGUCCAGUAGUUGAUCCGGAGGAUGAAAAUUAUGAUAGACUGGCAUAUUUUGGUUCAACAAGUAAGCUGAAUAAGUCAUCAAGGUACAAAAAGAUUGAGGCGCGACCUACGACCCUGGCUCUUGGGGAGCAGAAGAAUAAAGAUACAUGGAAUGAUUAUGACGAGGUUGAGAAUGUGAUGCAGACAGCAAGAUUGGCAGAUGACUCCCACUUGGGAUAUGGCAUGAUAAGGAAACCCAAUACUCCUGGUCCACAAGUGCCCACUGCUGCUCAAGUUCAGGCUCUGCAAAACCAGGUUGGGUUGGAAGAUGUCUCCCAUAAUAUGUGCAAUGGAACAGAUUAUGCUAUUGUUAGCCGUCCAAAAAGAGUAUAAACAUGUUAUAUCGUGAAAAGAAUUCGAAUUAUAAUUUUUAAGACUGAAAUUUUGUCAGUGAUUGUUUACUCAAUUACUUGUAUAUUAGGUUAGAGUUAUACCAUUUUUGGCAAAAUUGAUCAUGAGAAUCACUAGAAUGAUCAACUAAAGUCAGGGAAUUUAAAUUGAUGCUAUUCUACUUAGUAUAAGAUACCUCUAAAAUGUAAAUUAUUGGCCAUACAAACAAAAAUCAUUAAUAAAAGUUACAUAUUAGAACAUAAUAAGAGAAUUAAAGUACAGUAUUAUAAAAAAGAUGACUUAUUUUUUAUAAAAAUGUAUUUAAAUUUUUGAUAUGGAAUAAUCUAUUGUAGUAUAUCAACAUGUAAGACAAUUCCAAAUGAGAAUUACUGCAUUCCUAACUACAUUCUUUUUUAUAUUUUUAGGAUAACUUUGUACAUUAAUUAUUUUGUAUAAUGUAAUUAUCGCACAAAUAAUAUCUAGGCUAAAAUAAUUAUAAGAGAUUAUGAAAUGUAUUACAUUAUGUGAUUAUAUUGUGCCUUAUUUUAUAGAGUAUUUUCAGAAAUGAUUACCAACUGGUGCCAAUUAAAAGAUAUUUUUAUCUAGCUUUUGCCUGCUGACAUGGUUUUAAAGUAUUAAGUGUGUAACUUGUAAUAUUAGAAGUGGAGCAGCAUUCAUACAGUAUGGUGGGUAAGAAAUGUCCAAGACUUUCUUUCUCAUCCUUGUAUUUUGAUCUGGUUUGAAGAUAGACCAAUGUAAACUUCUUAAACUUUGAUUAUUCCAGAUAAUUUUGGUUCUAGUUUUACAGAGACUCAAGGGUCUGAAUUAUAUUAUACAAUCCUUUUUGCCAGUGAAACGAUAUGAAUGUAACUCUACUAUGAAUAAGGAUCUGUUUUGAUUUUAUAUUUUUAGGUUGGCCAUAUUUUUUGAUUUGUAAUCUCUUGUAAUAUGGAUUGAGAAUAAAUCAUAUAAUCUUUUAA
This is a messenger RNA of Helicoverpa armigera (cotton bollworm), 2853 nucleotides long. RefSeq names its product docking protein 3 (gene Dok). Lineage: Eukaryota; Metazoa; Arthropoda; Insecta; Lepidoptera; Noctuidae. The transcript has 2 exons. Gene Ontology annotation, biological process: positive regulation of MAPK cascade; Ras protein signal transduction; cell surface receptor protein tyrosine kinase signaling pathway. The record is from RefSeq and is a predicted model, not a curated record. Bases 224 to 1876 code for a protein of 550 amino acids. Gene Ontology annotation, cellular component: cytoplasm.